AUGAGUGACAACGUACCUUUCUCCUCUAAAGAAUUUCAGGAUUUUGCCAAGGAAUAUGAAUUUACCACCGAGCUAAGCUCGCCAGAGUACGCACAGAGUAAUGGCAAAGCAGAAAAUGCCGUCAAAACUGCAAAGAUGCUAAUGAAAAAAGCGACUGAAUCUGGCAAUGACUUCUAUCUCGUGCUACUAGAAUGGCGAAACACGCCGUCUGAGGGAAUGGAAAGCUCUCCUUCCCAGCGUAUGUUUAGCAGACGAGCUAAAACACUGCUUCCCAUAUCGAAGAAGCUCCUUAAACCAAAGGUUGUCACUGGUGUCCAAGAAAAACUUCGAAAGAGGAAAGAGAUACAAUCAAAGUAUUAUAACAGAGGCACAAGGGAGCUAAGUGCAUUAAAGAAAGAUGAUGUAGUCCGGAUAAAGCCAAGAAAUUCCAACAGAACAGGCCGCUGGACCAAAGGAUGUGUCAUAGAGCAAGUUGGUGUAAGAUCUUAUAAUGUAAAAACCGAAGAUGGAAGAAUCUUCAGACGAAAUCGAAAGUUUCUACGUCAAACCAAAGAGCCUUUCUUUGCAGAUGAAGAAGAUUCAAUCAUUUUCCCCAGAAAGGAACGAGAAGCAGUGGCUCGACCUUAUGAAGAUCACCAAUCUGAAAUGGAGCAAUUUGAUCCGCAAGAGGCACCUCUCUCACGACCUGAUGCUACUGAAGAAAAGACAGCAGCCGCCAGACCUGCUGAGACCAGAUUUGAUCACAGGCAAUUGAACUUUUACCAGCCAGUAACGACAAGGAGUGGCAGGAAAGUGAUUCGGCCGGACUACCUCACUGGCCACAACUUCUGA
This is a messenger RNA of Rhopilema esculentum, 831 nucleotides long. The record is from RefSeq and is a predicted model, not a curated record. Lineage: Eukaryota; Metazoa; Cnidaria; Scyphozoa; Rhizostomeae; Rhizostomatidae.